Erpetoichthys calabaricus (reedfish) is the source of this 2707-nucleotide messenger RNA. It is a transcript of the gene ptafr, whose product is annotated as platelet-activating factor receptor. Gene Ontology annotation, biological process: chemotaxis; G protein-coupled receptor signaling pathway. The transcript is spliced from 2 exons. Gene Ontology annotation, cellular component: membrane. The record is from RefSeq and is a predicted model, not a curated record. Gene Ontology annotation, molecular function: platelet activating factor receptor activity; G protein-coupled purinergic nucleotide receptor activity. NCBI's taxonomy places the organism in Eukaryota, Metazoa, Chordata, Cladistia, Polypteriformes, Polypteridae. Bases 278 to 1354 code for a protein of 358 amino acids.
AAAGCCUUAAGGCGGAUAAAAGGGGCGGAGCGAAAUAAGAAGAAGUAAGACGAAGGAAGAGCCAAUAACGGAAAGCCCCACACCAACAGAAAAACGCCUCGAGAGAAGACCGUCGGCGUCAUGUCUCAAGUAUCACACUCGGAGGCAGAUACACAGAUUAUGUGAAAAGUCAUCAAAAAGAAAAGAGUCGAAGUACUACGCGGAUUAAAAGAGCUCAGACGUCUGCCAGAGCAGGUUUAUCAACAUCUGAAUAAACAAGUCUGAGGAACAUCCCGGCAUGGACUCCAUGGACCACAACGCGACUGCCCUCGAGCUAUUCGUGAAGUAUGAAAAUAAAUCUUGCAAUGUGGACUCUUCAUUCCGAUACAUCACCUUCACUGUUUUUUACAGCCUCAUUUUUAUUGUUGGGGGAAUUUCAAAUUGUUAUGUCCUCUGGGUUUUCACUGACAUGUACCCUAUAAAGGGCAUGAACGACAUUAAGAUCUACAUGAUCAAUCUCACUCUUGCUGACUUACUGUUUCUAAUAAUUCUACCUUUAUGGAUUUAUUAUUACCAUAACCUGGGAAACUGGAUUCUUCCUUCUUUCCUCUGCAAUUUAUCAGGCUUCUUGUUCUUUGUUAACACCUACUGCUCAGUAGCUUUCCUCACAGUGAUAAGUUACAAUCGCUACCAUGCAGUCACCAAACCCUUGGAAGCUGCACAGUCCAGCCCAAGGUUUCGCGGACUGAUCAUUUCUUUGAUUAUCUGGCUUGUCAUAGCAGCCAGUGCGUCCCCUUACCUCUUUAUGGAGAGCCUGAAUGCGGAUGGCUCUAAGAUGCGGUGCUUUGAGGGCUACACCUCCAAUGAGAUAUCUGUAGCGAUCACUCACUUGAUCAUCAUCGCCUUGUUUUUCAUCGUCUUCAUCCUCAUCAUUUUCUUCAACUUGCUGAUCAUAAGGACUCUUCUGUCCCAGUCGGUGCAGACUCAAGUGGGGAACAGAGGGGCGGUAAAGCAGAGGGCAUUGUGGAUGGUGUGCGCUGUCUUGCUCGUCUUCAUUAUUUGUUUCGUUCCCCAUCACCUUAUUGACGGUCCUUGGACGAUGGCCGUCUUGGGCCUCUGGAAGAAAGGGGACUGCAGUCUUCUUCAGUCACUCAAUGAUCUCCACCAGGUCACGCUCCUGCUCAUGGGUCUGAACUGCACCCUGGAUCCCAUCCUCUACUGUUUUGCCACCAAGAAAUUUCGGCGGCACCUCACAGAACGAAUUCGCAACAUGGGAAGCCGAAAAUGCUCCAAAAGCACCACUAUUUCUGGCAUCUCGUUUGAAAAUCACACCAAUGGACAUCCAUUAUUCAUGGAGAAUCUGGCAAACGAAUAACAGAGACGUGAGCAUGUUUAAUUUUAAAGAGUCUCUGAAUGAAAAUUUACGCAGAUUCAUAAUUUUACAGUAUAAGCAAUGAUGGAAAACUUGUUCCAAAAACUCAGGGAAGGUUAAAAAUCUCCCUGAUACAUAACUGGGAACUACUUUUCCUUUUAGUUUUUUCUUUUGUGUUACCAACAAAGGUGAAGACUUGACUUCUGAGUUGAAAAUGUGAACAACAGAUAGCAUUCUUCACAUGUUGUUUGAUUAUUAAAGAAGGAAAGUGAAACGCAACAUUGAAAAUCUAGAUGAUGAAGAGGUUUGGCUGAAUUGUCAUUACUCUUCCAUCCAUUCUCUGGGCCCAUUUUGUCCAUGUCACUAGAGGUCCAGUAGCCAUGGCAGAAGAAUGGCAGGGGCAUCUCAAAUGCAAUGGCACACGCUCUCUGGCUAUGGAGAACCACCAGUCAUUUUAACAGGGUGACUUUGAAUGGCGGGAGAAAACCCAUAAGCAUACUCUGAGAACAUACAAACUGCACAUAGGGUCUGCCAGCCCAUUAAAGUGGUAGUGCAUGUAUUGCACUGUUCGUUGUGCCUCUUCAUUUUCAUAAUCAUUCCAUAAUUUUCUGACCUUGUUUUUGUCAAAAAGAAGGUCACGGACACCUAGAGUGAUCUUGAAGGUAUCAGACAGGAAUGAACACUGGAGGAGUUGGCAGGCCUUUGCGGUAAGCCCACUCACAAACACAGGGAGAAGUUGGGGUCUUGGAGAUGUUGGAUGAAACCUGCAAGAAAUGUGCAAACUCCAUACAGGGAGUGAAUGAACUGGAAUUCAAACUCUGAUCUCAAAAAGUAGCGUUGACCAUCUGACACCACCAUGCUCCUCAUUCAUAAUCAUGAAAUGUACAUAAAAAUGUAUAUAAGUGUACUUUUAUAUUUAAAGACUCAUUAAAAAAAAUUAUAUGUGAAAGUGGAAAUAAAAAUGCCAAAGAACUGAGGGGUUUUUCUGAGGGGUACUUAGGCUGUAAAGACUGACAGUGCAAAGCUUCUAUUUGAUGAAGCUCACAAGAGUGACCAGAAAUGAAACAAAAGAUCACAAUAAAAUGACCAGUUUAUCACACGCAAGCUUUUCCUUGGUUCUUAAUUUAGUUGUUAAAGCGCUUUGUGGUAGCUGUAAGGCGCUAUAUAAAAUAAAAAAUAUUGAAGUACAGAGACAGCUUUUGACAGCUCAGCUUAUCUGAUGAUAACCUUCCACACCGUGAGCUUUAUAAAGCUUCAAGAAUAGCCAGUGUUGAUUUAUUGUACUGAUUUUUUUCUGUAAUUCUUUGUUAUUUCCAUGUUGCCAGAAUAAAAGCCUUGUGUUAGUGUUACACAGAA